CCAUGAGCAGCGCCGCGGUGCUCGCCCCGCUGCCCGACCCCGGCAGCAGCUUCAGGGAGGACGCGCCGCGGCCCCCGGUGCCGGGCGAGGAAGGGGAGACGCGGAGCCCGCAGCCCCCCAGCUCCCGCCCGCGCCAGAGCCGAAGCCUCCCGGCCGCUCCGCUGCCUCCGGCCCCGCGCAGGAACGAGAACGGGCUCGGGGAGCCCGAGGGCAGCGCGUCGCCGGACUCGCCGCUGGCCCGAUGGACCAAAUCCUUGCAUUCCUUGUUGGGAGAUCAAGAUGGUGCCUAUCUUUUCCGGACCUUCCUGGAAAGGGAGAAAUGUGUGGAUACCUUAGACUUCUGGUUUGCCUGCAAUGGCUUCAGGCAGAUGGACCUUAAGGAUACCAAAACUUUAAGAGUAGCCAAAGCUAUAUACAAAAGGUACAUUGAGAACAACAGCAUUGUCUCCAAGCAGCUCAAGCCUGCGACCAAGACCUACAUAAGGGAUAGCAUCAAGAAGCAGCAGAUAGAUUCUAUAAUGUUUGACCAGGCUCAGACUGAGAUUCAGACUGUGAUGGAGGAAAAUGCUUACCAGAUGUUUUUAACUUCUGAUAUAUACCUCGAAUAUGUACGGAGUGGAGGGGAGAAUCCUGCCUACAUCAACAGCAACGGGCUGGGGACCUUAAAAGUUGUCUGUGGCUAUCUCCCAACCUUGAACGAAGAAGAGGAGUGGAGCUGCGCGGACUUUAAGAACAAAAUCUUGCCUUCAGUGGUUGGACUAUCCAGCAAGACGUUGAGGGUUACAGCGAAUGUCAGAGCCACGGAGACAAUAGAGAACGGAUACAGGUCCUUCAAGAGGAAUGAUCCUGUUAACCCCUACCAUGUGAACUCUGGUUAUGUCUUCGCCCCAGCGACUAGCGCAAACGAUAGCGAAAUCUCUAGCGAUGCCCUGACCGACGAUUCCAUGUCGAUGACGGACAGCAGUGUGGAUGGGAUCCCUCCGUACAGGCUCGGGAGCAAGAAGCAGCUCCAGAGGGAAAUGCAUCGGAGCGUUAAGGCCAACGGUCAAGUUUCUCUACCUCAUUUUCCGAGAACCCACCGCCUCCCCAAGGAGAUGACCCCAGUGGAGCCGGCCACCUUCGCUGCCGAACUCAUUUCCCGACUGGAGAAGCUGAAACAGGAGCAAGAGACCAUGGACAGCCUGGAGGAGAGGCUGCAGCAGAUCAAGGAGGACGAAGAGAAGGAGGGUGCGGAGGUGGCGGCCGGCAUGCAGGCCGCCCGGGACGCGGGGAUGCUGGAGAGCGAGAGACAAAAUAAGCACAAGCCCCAUAGCACGCAGAGCACCAAGAAGGCGUACAGCUCCGAGUUCGCCAAGGGGGCCCCGGGCCGCCACCAUCUCUGGGGCCCGGGCCACGCGCGCGGGGCGCAGCCCGCCCACCCCUUCGUGCAGGAUCCGGCCAUGCCGCCGCUCACGCCUCCCAACACCCUCGCGCAGCUGGAGGAAGCCUGCCGCCGCCUCGCAGAGGUCUCCAAGCCUCAGAAACAACGAUGUUCAACCUCAAAUCAGCAGAGGGAUCGAAACCACUCCGCUGCUGUGCAGGGGGGAAGCACCCCUUUUUGCAAUGCAAGUCUAACGACAGAAGACCACAAAGAGCCAAAGAAACUCCCAGUUGUUCACACCUCUCAGUCUAGCGAGUUGGUUGUCACCUAUUUUUUUUGUGGAGAAGAAAUUCCCUACCGGAGGAUGUUAAAGGCCCAGAGCCUGACACUUGGGCACUUUAAAGAGCAGCUCAGCAAAAAGGGAAAUUACAGAUACUACUUCAAAAAGGCGAGCGACGAGUUCGACUGCGGCGCCGUGUUCGAGGAAAUCUGGGAAGACGACGCGAUCCUGCCCAUGUACGAAGGGAGGAUUCUUGGGAAAGUGGAAAGGAUUGAUUGACGGCAUCAGUGUCGCUUAAGGAAAAUUAAGCUAGAAAAGUCUGUGGACACAUAACAGUAGUGAUAACAAGGAGGAAAAACAACUCUGAAGGAAAGUUUUGAACCAAUGAAGAAAAAAAAAA
Tinamus guttatus (white-throated tinamou) is the source of this 2040-nucleotide messenger RNA. NCBI's taxonomy places the organism in Eukaryota, Metazoa, Chordata, Aves, Tinamiformes, Tinamidae. The record is from RefSeq and is a predicted model, not a curated record.